This is a messenger RNA of Myxocyprinus asiaticus (Chinese sucker), 4165 nucleotides long. Its product is annotated as matrix metalloproteinase-14-like. Gene Ontology annotation, molecular function: metalloendopeptidase activity; zinc ion binding. Gene Ontology annotation, biological process: zymogen activation; collagen catabolic process; extracellular matrix organization. Lineage: Eukaryota; Metazoa; Chordata; Actinopteri; Cypriniformes; Catostomidae. The record is from RefSeq and is a predicted model, not a curated record. Bases 398 to 2242 code for a protein of 614 amino acids. The transcript is spliced from 10 exons. Gene Ontology annotation, cellular component: extracellular matrix.
GACAACACCUAUCGAGCGACCACGUCUACAUCCCAGAGAAAGGGGCAGCUGUGCAUAUGAGAACGAGGACUGAAAUCUGAACCAACUAGCGCAAUGAAAGAGAAAUAGGACAAAGAGAACAAGAUUUGGACACCGGUCUCUCAGUGCAAUAUUUCCAAAGAUUAGCGAAUAAAAAAUAAUCGAUGACCUAUAAAGAAACAGUCAUUGCGUUGCACCAUUAAUCCAUGUAGAAUUUGUUAACAUUUCGAUAAACUUCAGUAUUGUCCAGUUCCCGUGAAUUUUGUACCACAAAAGUAGUAGGCGCUUUUUUGGAUAUGUUUUGACAGUUACAAAGAUCAACCAAACUUAACUGAGAGUAAUACACGUAUUUUCAUCGAAAGGACUCAUCCACUGAAGAAUGAUUUGGAGCGGGUUUACGGAGCUGUCGCUCAUAUUCUUGGGCUUUCUGUGCCUGCACAAAGCGACCUCAAAACAAGACAUGAAACCCGAGGCAUGGCUACAGCAAUAUGGUUACUUGCCACCCGGUGAUCUCCGGACACACACUGCUCGCUCUCCACACUCUGUCUCCUCUGCCAUUGCUGCCAUGCAGAGAUUCUACGGCCUGAAAAUCACUGGCAAUAUGGAUCCCGCUACUCUUACGGCAAUGAAGAGGCCCCGCUGUGGCGUCCCAGACAAGUUUGGAACAGAACUGAAGAGCAACCUGAGAAAGAAGCGCUAUGCGAUCCAGGGACUGAAGUGGGAUAAAAAUGACGUCACAUUUUGUAUACAGAAUUACACACCAAAGGUUGGGGAGUACGAGACCUUUGAGGCAAUCAGAAAAGCCUUCAAAGUGUGGGAAAGUGUUACACCUCUGCGAUUCAGAGAGAUCCCUUACAGUGACAUCAGAGACAAGGUUGAAAACUUUGCAGACAUCAUGCUCUUCUUUGCUGAUGGUUUCCAUGGUGAUGCCAGUCCAUUUGAUGGUGAAGGAGGCUUCUUGGCCCAUGCCUACUUCCCAGGCAAUGGCAUAGGAGGGGACACACAUUUUGAUGCAGCAGAACCUUGGACAAUCGGCAACCGUGAUCUGUUGGGUAAUGACGUGUUCCUGGUGGCUGUGCAUGAACUGGGUCACGCCCUGGGUUUGGAACACUCCAAUGACCCCUCUGCCAUCAUGGCUCCCUUUUACCAGUGGAUGGACACAGAGAACUUUGAACUUCCUGAAGAUGACCGUAGAGGCAUUCAGCAGCUUUAUGGUCCAAACACCGGAGGCCGUCCACGACCACCCGUCACCCCUCAGACCCCCCACCACACCCCAUACCCCACACCACACAGGCCAGGAGGACCUAGCUUUGGCCCUGAUAUCUGUGAGGGCCAUUUUGACACCAUUGCCAUUUUCAGAGGAGAAAUGUUUGUAUUUAAGGAUAAGUGGUUUUGGCGUGUCCGUAAUAAUCGAGUUAUGGAAAAUUACCCCAUGCCAAUUGGACAUUUCUGGAGAGGUCUGCCGACAACUAUUAAUGCUGCCUAUGAAAGAGAAGAUGGAAAAUUUGUCUUCUUCAAAGGGGACAGGCAUUGGGUGUUUGAGGAGUCAAACUUGGAGUCAGGAUACCCGAAGACCCUAAGAGAGAUGGGCAAUGGUCUCCCUAAGGACAGACUGGAUGCAGCCCUCUUAUACACCCCAACUGGCAACACGUACUUCUUCAGAGGAAACAAAUAUUAUCGUUACAAUGAAGAAAUGCAGUCAGUGGAUUCAGACUACCCCAAACCUAUGAGUAAAUGGCAAGGCGUUCCAGACAACAUCAAGGCUGCCUUCAUGAGUCGAGAUCAAAGUUACACCUACUUCUACAAAGCCAAUAAGUACUGGAAGUUUAAUAACCAGUUAUUAAGAGUGGAGCCUGGAUACCCCAAGUCUGCACUUAAAGAUUGGAUGGGUUGUCCUGAUGAAGAGCCCAAAACCGGCGGUGAUGGAGGAAGUGACCGUGACCGUGAGCGCGAACGCGAGCGCGAGCGCGAACGCGAGCGUGAACGUGAGCGUGGACGUGAGGAAGACAAGACUGAGGAUGAGGGCACAAAGGAGGAGACAGAGGUGAUCAUACUUGAGGUUGAAGAUGCACCCAGCAGCCGUGGAGGGGUGGCAGCUGUCGUGGUGCCACUCAUGCUCCUGGUAUGCGUGAUCUUCACGCUCGGAGCGCUGCUUUUCUUCCGUAGGUAUGGCACACCGAGACGCUUGCUCUACUGCCAACGCUCCCUAUUGGACAAGGUUUAAAGGUUUAAAGAAGGGAGAACAGAGGAAAAAAGUGGAGGAGAGGAGAGAAUUAGGAGAAUGCAAGAAGGGGUUUAUAGAAGCAGAGCAAAAAGAGAAGCACAAGUCAAAAAGGGACCCUUUAUUGUUUACUUUAAAAAUUAUGCCACUCCUUUUUUUAAUAUUUUGUAAAUAGUGGUCUUAAAGGGUUGGUUCACCCAAAAAUUUAAUUUCUGUCAUCAUUUACUGAUUUAAUGUUGUUCAUACCUGUUUGUGUUUCUUUUUAUCCGUGAAACCCAAUGUGAGAUCUUAAGCAGAAUGUUAGCCUUAUAUCUCAUUUUGUGUUGCACAGAAGAAAGAAAGUCAUAUGGCUUUGCAACGACAAAAGGGAAAAUAAAUAACAAACAUUUCUGUUUUGGGUGAACUAUCCCUUUAAACAUUUUGCUUUUACACCUGUGCCAAGCUCUUCCUGCAAGCUCUAAAAAGGCAUAUAGUACUUGAUUUUUUCACUUUUUCACCUGUUUCACUUUUACUUCAUCUCUCCCCUCUUCUCUUACUGUUUUUCUCUUCUUUCCCUUCUGGUGUAGUCCAUGACGCCAGCUUAUCGCUGUUUGUUUAGCCUUUUUUAAAAUGUAAUUUUGUAGUUGUGGUUGUUGUAUGUCUGACUCAUUGUGAAUUCUUACCCUCUGUCAAAAACAGUGUUUUGUCCAGAUGUUGACAGAUUUUCAGUAGACUUUGUACUUAUCUCAGGUUGAUGCAACCUCACUUACAAAUCAAGAACCAAAAAGAACCAUGGUACUAUCAUGGAUAUUCUCAUGUGGUACCAUGGUUCGUAGUUCUCAGAGUCAUGGAAAACCUGAAAAUGUCAGGGAAUUUUAAAAUUGUGAUUUCUAGAUUUAGAAAAGUUGUAGUAAUCUCUAUAUUGAGGAUACCAUUUUUCUGUUUGUGCUCUGCAAUAUUCUAUUGGCAAGAAAUUGAUCUUUGUAAGUGUAAUUUCACAAAAAUAUUUUACAUAUUUUUCAACAUCCUUCAUUGGUCAAAAGGAAUGGGAACCCUGAUGGUACUGGACAUGUACCAUGACAAUACCAUGAUAUUCUUUGAAGUCGUAUUCUUUGAUUACCAUAUUCAUGUUACCAUGGAACAUCAAUAUCAUAACCAUUCAUUACCAUGGUAUUAUCAGAUAACAUCACUGUACCAUGGUGCCACAGCAGUACUAUUUGUAAUGGUUCCCAGAUGCACAGUUCAAAAGGGAUUGUUCAUCCAAAAAUUCUGUCAUCAUUUACUCACCUUCUUGUUCUUCCAAAUCCUGAACUAUCCCAUUAAACACUAAAAUAGCAAAGGGCUGCAGUCUCUGUGCCCUUCCCACCCCAUGCAACAGUUUAAAGAACCAAAGAACUACCAUUUCAAAGAUAUUGAUACUUAACCCACUAACAGUGCCUUUAGAAGUCUGCAAAGCUGUGCUGUCUGUCUGUGUCCUCAAGUAGUAUAGCUUUAUAUUGUACUGUAUUUUAAAUAAUUACUAUUAUUGAUAAUGAUGAUGUCAUUAUCAUUAUGACUAUUAGUAUUGUUAUUGUUCACCAUGACAAGAAUGUGUUUUUAUUAUUAUUAUUAUUAUUAUUAUUAUUAACAAUUGUCAUUAAAAUGUCCUGCUGGACAGGCAAUAAUGUAUGUCUUAUGAAGUGGCCUUAAUUUUGGGGUAAGUGAAUGGGUGGGUUUUAUAUUUUUGAACUGAAAUAAAUUUAAAAUAUGAAUUUUCACUGCUUGUGUUUACAAUUAUUCAAAACUUGUGGUGCUAUUUUUUUUAGUUUGGAAUAUAAAAUUAGCGGGGAAAACAAUAAUAAUAAUAAUAAUUGAAUGAUGAUGAUCAUUAUCUAAAAAAUUAAUUGUGCUUUUCUUUCAAACCUUUUUUAUGUUUAUAAAGUCAGAAAUAAAAUAUUUUGUGUUUUC